Fragaria vesca subsp. vesca is the source of this 2494-nucleotide messenger RNA. Its product is annotated as CDPK-related kinase 5-like. Gene Ontology annotation, cellular component: nucleus; cytoplasm. The transcript has 11 exons. Lineage: Eukaryota; Viridiplantae; Streptophyta; Magnoliopsida; Rosales; Rosaceae. Bases 251 to 2095 code for a protein of 614 amino acids. Gene Ontology annotation, molecular function: calcium/calmodulin-dependent protein kinase activity; ATP binding; calmodulin binding. The record is from RefSeq and is a predicted model, not a curated record. Gene Ontology annotation, biological process: peptidyl-serine phosphorylation; protein autophosphorylation; intracellular signal transduction.
AUCCCCCUCCCUUCUCUCUAUCUAAGCUCUUCUUUCUCUCUCAGAUUUUUCAGAAAACCCCAAAAACCUCGAAUUGGGUUCAGAAAUUUCAAAUUCGAAUCCACAACGCGAAUUUAGGUACGGGAGAAUUUUCCGGAGCUGGAUUGGAUUGGAGCUUAGCUGUGAGCUAAAUGCUCUGACGCUGGAUUUUCGGAGCUGAAAUCCCCAGACCUGGUCUGUUUGGGGAUAUAGACUAGUCGAAAUUACCAAAAUGGGUCUCUGCACUUCCAAGCCGGCGUUCCCGCACUCCACCACUUCGUCGCCGCAGUCGGAUUCUCAGGUGGGGAAAGAUCCGGCCAAGGAAAACAAUUCGAGCUCGGCGGAUGUGGAAAACCCUAGAAAUGAGCACAACGGAGAGGAGAAGCUCGGCGGCGGAGAAGAGGAGACUGUGAUCGCCGUCAAGAAGUCGCCGUUUUUUCCGUUCUACAGUCCGAGCCCGGCGCACUACUUCUCCUCGAAGAAGUCUCCGGCGAGAUCUCCGGCGAAUGCCAGCGCCAAGUCGACGCCGAACCGGUUCUUCAAGCGGCCGUUCCCGCCGCCGUCGCCGGCGAAGCACAUACGGGCGCUGCUGGCGCGGCGGCACGGGACGGUGAAGCCGAACGAGGCGAUUCCGGAGGGGAGUGAGGUGGAGGGAGGUUUGACUGGGCUUGAUAAGAGCUUUGGAUUCUCUAAGCAUUUGAGUAACAAGUAUGAGCUCGGAGAAGAAGUUGGGCGAGGGCAUUUUGGGUAUACUUGCAAAGCUACGUUUAAGAAGGGAGAGCUCAAGGGGCAGCAGGUUGCUGUCAAAGUCAUCCCCAAAGCCAAGAUGACUACUGCAAUUGCCAUUGAGGAUGUGAGAAGGGAAGUCAAGAUAUUGAAGGCUUUGACCGGGCAUAGCAAUCUAGUGCAAUUUUAUGAUGCCUAUGAAGACCAUGAUAAUGUCUACAUAGUUAUGGAACUCUGCGAGGGAGGGGAGCUCUUAGAUAGGAUUCUUGCAAGGGGUGGGAAAUAUACGGAGGAAGAUGCAAGGACCGUGAUGAUACAAAUAUUGAAUGUAGUUGCAUUUUGCCACCUCCAGGGGGUGGUCCAUCGAGAUCUUAAGCCAGAGAAUUUUCUGUUUUCGUCAAAGGAUGAAGAUUCACAGUUGAAGGCUAUAGACUUUGGUCUUUCAGAUUUCGUGAAACCAGAUGAAAGGCUUAACGACAUUGUUGGUAGUGCAUACUAUGUAGCCCCCGAAGUGUUACAUAGGGCUUAUGGUACAGAAGCUGAUGUCUGGAGUGUGGGUGUGAUUGCAUACAUUCUAUUGUGUGGCAGCCGUCCAUUUUGGGCUCGAACUGAGUCUGGCAUUUUUCGGGCAGUUCUAAAAGCUGAUCCAAGUUUUGAUGAACCACCUUGGCCAACUCUGUCUACAGAGGCAAGAGAUUUUGUCAAGCGCCUAUUGAAUAAAGACCCACGGAAAAGAAUGACAGCUGCACAAGCUUUAAGUCAUCCCUGGCUUAAAAAUUAUAGCACUGUUCAAAUUCCUCUGGACAUACUAAUAUUCAAGCUCAUGAAGAUUUAUAUGCGUUCAUCACCUCUCCGUAAAACUGCUUUAAGGGCUCUUUCCAAGACAUUGACUGUUGAUGAGCUUUACUAUUUGAAGGAGCAGUUUGCCCUAUUAGAACCAAACAAAAAUGGCACAAUAAGCUUAGAAAAUAUCAAAACGGCCUUGAUGAAAAAUGCAACUGAUGCAAUGAAGGAGGCACGAAUUGCGGACUUUCUAGCAUCGCUUAAUGCAUUACAGUAUAGAAGGAUGGAUUUUGAGGAAUUUUGUACAGCUACACUAAGUGUCCACCAACUUGAGGCUCUGGACCGUUGGGAGCAACAUGCUCGUUGUGCAUAUGAACUUUUCGAUAAGGAAGGCAACAGGGCUAUUGUCAUUGAGGAACUGGCUUCGGAACUUGGUCUUGGCCCUUCCGUCCCUGUUCAUGCAGUUCUUCAUGAUUGGAUUAGGCACACCGAUGGGAAGCUGAGUUUCCUUGGAUUCGUGAAACUGUUGCAUGGCGUGUCUAGCCGGGUGGUUGCAAAAGCUCAAUGACAGUGUCCAUGAGGUUCAAGAAGUAUAGAUUGGCCAUGCUGUCUUGACCAAUAAAACUAUGGUUAGAAUGAGGUGGUUAAAUAAGAAAUUUCCUGGACCCGAUAUUCUUGAUUUUCACGGCUGCAAUCCAACACGAACAUUUGAUGAAAAGCUCCGACUUGUGUACGCUAGGAGCAGAGUUGAAGCUUAGUCGUGGUUUUUUCCACUGUAAAUCUGUAGUUUUAGAUAGUGUGUUUAGUUGCAGAUAGAAUAGCGCUCCAACUGUUUUACUCGACGAUCACAGACCAUGUUUCUGACAUAUUAGACAUGCGAUUACCUGUAUCAUUUCUCUCUGUAUACUCUCUUUUUAUGAUUCCAGCUAAGUUUGACAGAGACUUAUAUCAACAUAAUUGUGAUUCC